Molecule: messenger RNA, 1610 nt
Organism: Somion occarium
Lineage: Eukaryota; Fungi; Basidiomycota; Agaricomycetes; Polyporales; Cerrenaceae
Source: the annotation of a GenBank genome assembly
UCUCUCCAUCUUUGCUAUCUACUCUCGGGAUCACAACCAAUAGUCUUCUCCUUCCUUCUCUCACCGUUCACGGUUGUGCUAGGCAUGUUAUCGGUAGGAUGUCAAUGGCGGAAUAUUUACGGAAAAGUAUGACCAUGAUCAUGGUCGCUGGCUUCGCUCGGUCCUUAUUACAGAAUGGCGGACGUUUCGCCGUAGCUAUUCCUGUCUCAAGCUGUUUUUCAGAAUUCACGCAUCGAUUUACAGGUUUAUAGUUGCUUUGGGACCCAAAACAAUUCCGAGGAUAAUAUCGUUAAUGUGCGUGGAGUAGUAUCGAGGACAAAUUCGCCGUUGCGCAAUCGCUGAGCAAGCCGUGGCAUAAUGGCACGCCAUACUUGCCUGCAAAGAGGGCUGUUCACCGAUCUCCGGUUUGACUGGCUUGCAUCACUAUGUCUCAUGCUGUCAGCAAAGCUAUAAAUCUGUGACUCGUCGCCCAACUUGCAACCCGUCUUCUUCCUCACUUCUAUAGGCAACUUUAACUCCAGGCUGCCACUUUUCUCCUAGCAUGGCUCGGGUCGCCGUCCUUGCCCCCUCGUCUGUCCCAGACCCUGUGUACGAGUACGAGAACAAAAGUCAUCCCGAUUUCGAGCCACCCUCUGGCGAAGAAUCCGCAUCUGCACCACCUUCAUUUUCUCCCUUGGGGAACCUGACAUCCACCAAUGACCCGCAUCACCUCCCAGACUUUGACAAGACUUCUCUAACGGCUCCUGCCGCUCCAAUCUUGUACCUCCCACCUUUGCUGUCGUCUUUACCUCGUAAAUACGACUACAAAAUCCCACCCAUACCUGCCGAUCAGGAGAGGCGUCCCCUCAAUACUGAAACCCGCCUUCCAGAUAUCGACCCAGCUUCUUUGGCCUUGCACAAAGCCUUACAUAACUUCCAACCCGUCACCCGAGAGUAUGCGAUAACUCCCUACGAACAGGCUUUCAACUGGCAUGAGCUUGUUCUGCCGGAAGACUCAGAGCGGGAGUGGUAUUGUGUCGUCUUCAGAAGUAAGCGCAAGGACGGCAGCGACGGCGGACCGCUCUACGAAGCGGAUAAGCAAGCUCAUGAAGAGGCCGUCCAGAAUGGCGGGUUAAUCCUCUACUGGUACGGAAUCCCACACCCAGUGACGGGUCUUAACCUUGCCACUUGCAUCUGGCAGUCCAGACAGCAUGCUAUCGCUGCCAACUCCCGACCACACCACGUUCGCGCUAUGCGCCUAGCUGCCGCGUCAUAUGAACGUUAUGAGCUCCAGAGGUUCCGCGUGACCAAAAUCAAGGGAGAGACGGGUGUGAGAGUCUCCCCGUUUGACCAUGGUGAUGUGGGUUGGUAAUUGGAGUGUGUGGUGAUGUCUAUUUGGCUGGGUUUCGUUUUAGAAAUUGUUAUCGUUCUUGCUGUGCCAUUGUUGUGUUCGCUUUUAGCUUGGGUAUACCUUACAAUCCACCUAGUUACAUUCUCCCCAUCUCAUGUAUAUACCUCGGACAAUUCGGUGCACGUUUUACCUUGCAAGCUUACUGGCCACCGCAAUUGACUGUUCAAACUUCGUUGUGCUGGUGAAGUGUGCGACAACAUUCUUAGUAACUUAGAUUAGA